GAAGGACUCCUAUACAAUCUUUGCGUAGCACAUCUCUAACGCAAAGUACAUUUUCCUCGGGACUGUCGAUAUUCGUGAAAUAAAUUGUAAAUUGCUUUUUACAAAAUGCUAUCGCGCGUAGCUUUGCGUUCAGCUGCAGCUAGGCAGUCCACAGCUCUGGUGGUACGAGGCUCUGCCACAGAGGUUGGUGGUGCUCGUGAUGAGCAGAACUUCCCCAGGCCCGUCCGUGGAGAGCCCGGAAAAGUCAGACUUGGCUUCCUCCCUGAAGAAUGGUUCCAGUUCUUCCACUCGAAGACUGGUGUAACCGGACCCUACACGUUCGGAGUUGGUCUGGCCACCUACCUGUGCAGCAAGGAGAUCUUCGUCAUGGAGCACGAGUACUACACCGGUCUGUCACUCGCUCUGAUGGUAUACAUCGCCGCCAAGAAGCUCGGACCUCCCCUAGCCGCGUACUUGGACAAGGAAGUUGAUGCGAUCGAGACCGAAUGGAACGAGAGCCGCACAGACUCCAUCAAAUCUCUGGAGAAUGCUGUCGAGGCGGAGAAGACUGCUCAGUGGCGCGCGCAAGGACAGGAGCUGCUCAUCCAGGCCAAGAAGGAGAAUGUUCUGCUGCAGCUGGAGGCCGCCUACAGGGAGCGCCUCAUGAACGCUUACACUGAGGUCAAGCGCCGCCUGGACUACCAGCUCGAGAAGUCGAACGUUGAGCGUCGCCUAUCCCAGAAGCACAUGGUUGACUGGAUAGUGACCAACGUGACCAAGGCCAUCACCCCCGACCAGGAGAAGCAAGCCCUCGACCGCUGCAUCGCCGACCUGGCCGCCAUCGCCGGCAGGAAGUGAAGCGUAGAAUAUUUAUAACAAAUUAUGUAAUAAAGUAAUAAAUCAUCGUUCGAGUUAGUUUACUUGAGUUUCCUUUAUGAGUCUGAGUAGAGGAGAUAAAAUAAAAAAGGAGUCAUA
Molecule: messenger RNA, 954 nt
Organism: Trichoplusia ni (cabbage looper)
Lineage: Eukaryota; Metazoa; Arthropoda; Insecta; Lepidoptera; Noctuidae
Gene: ATPsynB
Product: ATP synthase subunit b, mitochondrial
Exons: 5
Coding region: 106-837 (243 amino acids)
Biological process (GO): proton motive force-driven ATP synthesis
Molecular function (GO): proton transmembrane transporter activity
Source: RefSeq, a predicted model, not a curated record